Molecule: messenger RNA, 1840 nt
Organism: Dicrocoelium dendriticum
Lineage: Eukaryota; Metazoa; Platyhelminthes; Trematoda; Plagiorchiida; Dicrocoeliidae
Source: the annotation of a GenBank genome assembly
CGCGCCGAUACAAGGUUAAGGAACCUAAUUCUCCAAUGCGUUAGUUGGAGAAAAAAUGACUAUUAAAAAUAAUGACUGUGCGGAAAACAAUGACAUCAGUCCUCCUACAGUGUUGGUCCAUUUGCUACUGCAACUAGCAAGACGCCUGCAUCGUCCUUGGAGUUUGUUCUGACCUUAAAACUAUAGUGAUUGACAACGCGAAGAUUUGAAUUCAUGAGCCAAAAAAGAAUCAUACAAAGUUUUGAGCAGUAUCAGAAAGCAAGGAUUCAGUUUGUGCAAGCUAUAGCUGAAUUUUCAACACAAAAACAGAAUACUGAUCUUUUGCAGAGUGCAGGCGUUAUGUCCCAUUUGAAGCCACUACUCUUGGAUGUUGUGCCAACAAUUCAGCAAAAUGCAGCGCUAGCAAUGGGUAGACUGGCAAACUAUAAGCGAGGAUUGGCAGAAGCCAUAGUUAAGGAAAACGUACUACCACACCUAGUUUAUUCUUUGGCGGAACAAAACAGAUUUUACAAACGAGCAGCUGCUUUCGUACUCAGAGCCGUUGCUAAACAUUCUCCAGAAUUAGCGAGAGAGGUAGUUCGCUCUGGAGCAGUAGACGCCUUAGUAAUUGGACUAGAAGAGUUUGAUCCAGCCGUCAAAGAAGGUUCUUCAUGUGCUCUCGGCUAUAUAUCGAGACACAACUGUGAUUUAGCCCAAACGGUAGUGGAUGCUGGAGCAGUGCCACUUCUUGUGCUUUGCGUCCAAGAACCGGAAUUAAGUGUUAAAAGGGCUGCUGCUGGCGCUCUGACUGAUAUCGCAAUACACUCAAAUGAGUUAGCUCAGGCAGUCGUUGAUGCCGGCGCAAUCGCUCAUCUUUCACAGUUUGUGUUGAAUCCGGACCCUUCCCUAAAGAGGCAAGUGCUCGCAGCACUCUCCGCUAUAGCCAAACAUUCGGUAGAUUUAGCAGAAUUAGUGGUUGAGUCGGAAAUUUUCCCCGCGGUACUCGUUUGUCUAAAGGAUCCGGAUGAAAUAGUGAGGAAGCACUGUGGAACGCUCAUUCGAGACAUCGCGAAACACACUCCAGAGCUCAGUCAACUUGUCCUGAACACCGGAGGGGUUUCAGCUAUUGUUGACUACGUGGGUUCAUCUGACGGUUACAUCUGUCUUCCAGGCAUCAUGGCCUUGGGUUACAUUUCAGCUCAUUCUGAGACUUUGGCAAUGGGUGUUAUUAUGUCUGAGGGGGUCACACAGAUUAAGCAAGUGUUGGAUCGGGAGACAAGUGAAGAAAUUCUCGCUGCAGCCGCAUGGGCAAUAGGUCAGAUAGGAAACCACACACCAGAACACGCUAAAGCGGUAGCCAAGUCUUAUGUGUUGCCAAAGCUUUUGGACUUAUAUCUUAAGGCAGACGCUUCCGAAGAGCUUAAAACACAAGCAAAGAAUGCCUUGAAGUUAAUAAUACAGCGAUGCAUUUACCUGGAAGCUCUCGAGCCGUUGCUUUAUCGAGCCCCGACGAAUAUUUUAAAAUACACAUUGGCACAAUUCAGCAAGGUGUUACCGCACGAUGCACACUACAGAAAGAUGUUCGUGACAACCGGCUGUUUGAAAAAAAUACAGGAAUUGAAAGAUGACUGUGAGAUUUUGGAAUACAUUACAGCUAUAAACAACUGUUAUCCGGAGGAAGUAAUAAGGUAUUACUCCCCAGGAUAUGUGGAAACACUAAUGGAACGAGUCUCAUCGUAUCAAGUACCGAUAUAAGUAAUUGACAAACGAAAUACAGCAAUUGACUGUAGUAACUUUCCAGUUAAUUUGCUUGCAUACAAUAACUUUGUACUGGUUUUAUAGAGAAAAUACAAAGGGUUGC